GGGGCGGGGGGUGAAGGAGGGCUUUUAGGUAAUUUGAAAAGUUUCUAGGGUUUUGAGAAGUCGUAAUUUAUUUACUUUUCUUUAUUUUUUGUGGCACCCAACGUUGGUGUUUAUGAUUUAGCCCUCAAAAAUCUGGAGUAAAUAAUAGGAAAUAAUACCUAAAAUCUGUGAAAAGAUUUAGAUUUGUGAUAGAAAGGAAAGCGGAUUGUGGAAUCGUAGGGGAGGAGCGGAUGCUGGCUUUGAUUUGAUUGGAGUUUCAACUCAACCCAACCCCAGGCAAAGCAGCUCGAUCAAUCUGGAAGAUGGAAAGGGGAUUUGGAGGCCAAAGUCGUGGGGAAAUCUGCUGCUUCCUUGGUUCAUAAAUGCGCAUAACCGUCUCUGUUUCUUGUUUUUUUCUUUGUGGAUUAUAUUACAGGAACAUAGACAAAAUUUCCGCCACAACGCAACCGAAAGAAAAUGGAUCCUGGUCCUGGUCGCUACCCUCUUCAGCAAGGAUGGGAUAAUAACAGCGCUCUUGAUGGGUUUUCUGCUGUUCAUGACCCCAAUUUUCGCAGGGUCAGUGGUUCAUAUGAUGAGAGGAGAUUUCUAGAUGAAAGAUACUCAAGGGAUGAUGUCUAUCCAAGAAGUUCCUACCACCGAGAUUUUCUAGAGAGGGAUAACCACCCCCUUCCUCCUGCACCUGCUGGUAUCUGGUCUCAAUCAAGGAGGAGAAGUUAUGAGGAAGAAUAUCCCCAUGAUCGGGAUUCUAGGCGUCACCAGAAGACUUAUGUUGAUUCAUAUAGUGACAUGGAUACAUUUCAUGAUCAUGAAAUUAAUUCAUUUCGAGAUUUUGAUAAAUUUCGGGAUGGCUAUCGUGGUGUUGACAACUUUCGUGAUCAUGAAUUUGACAGGCCCUCUAGGUAUGGGGGACGAGAACGAGAUGACUACUCAUAUGAUGAUUAUGACAAUAGACCCCGCAUGUCCCAUCAGAGCAGGGGAAAUAGCCAUGAGAGGGAUUAUGAAUAUGGUAGACAUAGUUACGAUUCCGAUUAUGAAAGAGGCAGUUGGAGAGAUGGCAAUUGGAGGAGGCGUGAAUCACGUGAUCGAGAUCGCUUGAGUAGAGAGAGAGAUCAGAGUCCACAUAAAAGGCAUGAGAGGUCUCGAUCACGAUCCCAUGGAAAUGACGAUCGUCCUAGAUCCAGGUCACCUCGAGGUCGAAACCAUGGGCGAAGCCAUCGAGAUGACAGCUAUGAUGAUGAUCGAAAUGAGAAAACCGAGAAGAGAAGGGACCGUGAAGAGAAAUAUCAGCGUGAGCGUUACUCUGUGGCACCAUCUGCAACUGUUGUUGUAAAGGGUCUCUCACAGAAAACAACAGAAGAAGAUCUAUACCAGAUUCUUGCUGAAUGGGGGCCACUUCGCCAUGUCCGUGUGAUCAAAGAGAGAAAUUCUGGCAUUUCUCGAGGAUUUGCUUUUAUCGAUUUUCCUUCUGUGGGGGCAGCACGCACAAUGAUGGAUAGGAUUGGUGAUGAUGGUCUUGUUGUUGAUGGUAGGAAGCUUUUCUUUGAGUACAGUAGUAAGCCAACUGGGGGCACUGGUGGACCUUUUGGUCAUGAUAAUGCAGUUAAAUCUGGUCAUUCAAAUCAUAAGAGCAUUGCAGUACCUUCUGAUUGGAUGUGCACAAUUUGUGGAUGUGUCAAUUUUGCACGGCGAACGUCAUGCUUUCAGUGUAACGAGCCACGUACUGAUGAUUCUCCAGCAGCUGACAUAUCUUUAUCAAAUUCAACCACGUUAGGAAAGAAAGGAUCUGAGUCAGGUCCUACUCAUGUAUUGGUUGUGCGAGGGUUGGAUGAAAAUGCUGAUGAGGAAAUGCUUCGAUAUGAGUUUUCUAAACAUGCUCCAAUUAAGGAUCUUCGCCUUGUUAGAGACAAGUUCACCCAUGUUUCAAGGGGAUUUGCUUUUGUACAUUUCCAUUCGGUGGGUGAUGCUACAAAAGCUCUUGAAGCUACAAAUGGAACAACCCUUGAGAAGAAUGGACAAAUAUUAAGGGUUGCAUAUGCAAAGAGCAUUCUUGGGCCAGGAUCAGGGACAUUGGGACCUUCACAGUCAAGCAGCCUUGCAGCUGCUGCAAUUGAGGCAGCAGCGUUUUCACAACAGUAUGAUGCUGUUGGAUGGACACCAAAGGAAUAUAAUCCAGAUGACAAACAGUCUACUAGCUGGCAGGAGCAAUCCGUUGGUUCAGUUGCAGUUCAACAAGAUGGUUCGGCUUUGCAUUCUGGAUUUGUAUGGGAUGAAGCCUCUGGUUACUAUUUUGAUGCUGCAUCUGGGUUUUACUAUGAUGGAAAUACAGGUCUUUAUUAUGAUGGUAACAGUGGGAUUUGGUAUUCAUAUGAUAACCAAUCUCAGCAGUACAUCCCUUGCAGUGAUCAGAAUGACAACAAAACACCUCUUAAACAAUCUGAGGCUUCCAAAGGAGCUGAUGGUUCCAGUAAUCGGAAAGUAGUAAUAUCUGCACCAGCUGCUACUGUCACAUCAGUUGAGAAGGCAGCCUCAUUACCAGAUGUGGUUCAAGCUGCUGCAACAGCAGCACUAGCUGCAGAGAAGAAAGAGAAGGAGAAAUCAAAAGAGAUAAAACUUGCUUCGAAAAGCAGUAUACUGGCUAAUAAGAAGAAAAUGAAUAAUGUAUUGACAAUGUGGAAACAGAGGAGUCAUGAGGGGCAGGCAACCCGUUUGGCUCUUGAUGACAAUCACCUGUCUGCUUCAUCUGAGGAUAGACCUCUGUCGGCUGGACAACAUGCAAAGAGCAAGGUUAAAUUUGAUAUGAUAGGCCUGAAGGAGAGUAAUACAUCAAGUUCAGGAGUCAAUACAACUGUCCAAGCUGUAUUGACUGGGGGUUCGGAGUCUUUGGUCAAGCCAAGGCCUGUAAGCAACAGCUCAGGGGGGACUUUAAUGGGAGUAAUAAGAGGCUCUGCGAGGGGCCUGGUGAAGUCUGAUACUCCAUACUCUGGAUCAUCUGCUGGAGUUUCCACCUCUUCAGCUGUUGGAAGUGCUGAUGAUUCAUUUUCAUCAACAAAUUCAGAUAUACCCACAGUUAUGACUCCCUUUAGGACGGAUGCAUCUGCAUUGGGUUCUUAUACACCUUCGACUGUAACUGGGAGUGGUAAAAGAAGGUUUUCUGAAACACCAGUGUCUUCUAUUACUAACAAGGAGCAGUCUCAAACUGCAUAUAGGGACCGUGCGGCUGAGAGGAGAAACUUGUAUGGUUCAUCAUCUUCCACUGGAGAUGGUCAGCCUGACCAUGAGUUAUGGAAUUCAAAUCGAGAAUUGGCAUUCAAAAAAUUCUCCUCAGAUCCAAUGCCUUUCCCACCUGGGGUUGGUGGUGGACGUGGGGUUGUGUCAGAUGAUGUUCAGAGCUUUGAGGUGAUUACAGCAGAGAAAGCUAUUGAUGAGAACAAUGUGGGCAACCGAAUGCUCCGCAGUAUGGGUUGGCAUGAAGGAUUGGGAUUGGGGAAGGAUGGAAGUGGAAUGAUAGAACCAGUUCAAGCACAGGCCGUGGAUAGUAGAGCAGGACUCGGAAGUCAGGUGAAGAAGUUGGACCGUAGCCUUGAGGUGCAAGCCGGCGAUAGUUACAAAACUGUCAUUCACAAGAAAGCACUUGCUAGGUUCCGGGAAAUGUCGUAGCUGGUUAGAUUCAUUUUAUUCUAAAGGCAUGUCUUUGUUCAUAAACAUACUUAUAUCCAUAAUAAUGAAUCUUGAGGUGAUUUGAAACUUUUAGUCAGCAAUUUGGAAUGAAAUUCAGAUUUAUAGCUUUUAAUUAUAUCCUAGUGAAUGAGUGAAUUGCUUUUGGAGGCCUCGUUAAGGUCUUUUUUUUUUUUGGUUAACUUAUUAUUAUUUUUUUUGUGGCAAAAUGCCAGUAUUAAAGUCUCAACUUUAUUUACCGAUUGGCUUAAAAUGCAUCAAUUGCUAUCAGUCAGACUUUAAGUGGUAUGCUUUUAUCACUUGGUUUCCUUCCUUUUAUCAAUGGGUUUCCUUCCUAACUAGUACUGCACAAAUUGAGAUUUGGAUAUAUAUCCACACAAAAUAAAUUAAUGAAUCAAAUAGAAUGUCAUCAAUGUAGAUCAGGGUAUCGACAAGAAUAGGAGCAGAAAUUUGUCAUUGUUUUUGGGAAGUGACAGCUAUAUUCAAUUUAAAGGCUAUAAGUAUCCACUGAAUUGUAUUGCGGGAUAUAGAAGGUUAUUUUGUAUCUCUGAAGGAUGGAUAUUUAAACUAUAAAAAUUUUGCUUGGAGAUCAAAUUUUGAGAACAAUUUUGCUUGGGACAAACUUGUAAAAAGGGUUUUCUUGUUUGGGAGAAAGUUUGUUAUCUGCAAGGAAAAGAUUAAGAGGUUUAUAAUUAAUAAUCAAUAACUAGUUCUGAUUUUUUGUUAACAUAAAAUGCUACAAAUGCUCAUGGAGAGGAAGUGGUUUAAAGUCAUUGUGACUAUAAUUGUUAGAGUGUUCCUGAUUGAUACUCGAAUUUGCCAUCUUUUGUAAGAUUCACAUUCUCAUCUUUUUUUAAACAAAGGGUUAUCAAGGAUUCAGAGUUUUGCUAAAGUUGGUAUCUGCAUUUUUUAGGGUAUUUCGAGUGUUUGUUUACACGUCAAAUCAAAAUUAAUUUAUACUUGGUUUCCCGAAAA
Durio zibethinus is the source of this 4650-nucleotide messenger RNA. NCBI's taxonomy places the organism in Eukaryota, Viridiplantae, Streptophyta, Magnoliopsida, Malvales, Malvaceae. The record is from RefSeq and is a predicted model, not a curated record.